Messenger RNA from Radiomyces spectabilis, 1250 nucleotides. RefSeq names its product co-chaperone GrpE. Lineage: Eukaryota; Fungi; Mucoromycota; Mucoromycetes; Mucorales; Radiomycetaceae. The transcript has 2 exons. Gene Ontology annotation, cellular component: PAM complex, Tim23 associated import motor. Gene Ontology annotation, molecular function: protein-folding chaperone binding; adenyl-nucleotide exchange factor activity; protein homodimerization activity. Gene Ontology annotation, biological process: protein import into mitochondrial matrix; protein folding. Bases 92 to 838 code for a protein of 248 amino acids. The record is from RefSeq and is a predicted model, not a curated record.
AUAUUUUUUUUCUUUUCGGUCUAUUUUUUUUCGCCUUGUUCUCCCCCCCCACAAACUUUAUAUUCCUUUUUCGAAGCUCACAGAAAAAAAAAUGAUGUCCUUUGCAGUCAUCCGUAAUGCGGCCUGUGCUUCCGUUCGACAAAAUAUUGCAGUUCAGACUGCCGCCAUGCGCUUGGCACCUUCUCUGAGACGCACCUACGCUACCGAAAAUGGCCAAGAAAAGCCAAAAGAGGAACAUAAGGAAGAAGCCAAAGAAUCUGUCAAGGAAGACGCCAAAUCCGAAACUGACAAACCCAACCAAGUCGCCAAAGAUGAUCUCACCGCUAAAUUGGCCGAAAAAGAUAAGCAGAUCGCCGAGUUAAAGGAUGCCUAUGUUCGUGUGUUAGCUGAUCAAGAAAAUCUGCGUGAGCGUACUCGCAAGGAGAUUGAGACCACCAAAGAAUACGCUAUCCAAAAGUUCGCCAAAGACCUUCUCGAUACCGUCGAUAUUCUCGGCAUGGCCUUGACCGCCGUUCCCAACGAAUUGCGCAGCAAGGAAAACGCGACCAAGUCCGAGCUUGCCCAGGAUGCUGAAAAAUUGGUUGAUCAACUCACCAACCUGUACACCGGUGUGUCUAUGACGGAAGCCGAACUUGUCAAGACAUUGAAGCGCCACGGUGUCGAGCAACACAACCCUGAAGGUGAAGUGUUUGAUCCCAACAAACAUCAAGCUCUUUUCCAAGCUCCCAUUCCCGACAAGGAGGCUGGUACUGUCUUCUCGGUUCAAAAGCUUGGCUACAUGAUCAAGGACCGUGUUCUUCGUCCCGCUCAAGUUGGUGUUGUCGCUGAAUCCCAGUAAAAUAAUAGGCUCCUCUACCCCUACCGUUUUUUCCGAAUUUUCAUGAUGUUUGUUUCCGGGCUUUUUUUUUAUAAUUGUCUUUGUUGUUGUUACUGUCAUUGUGUGCCUUUCUAAACCUUAUUCUGCAAAUAUCCACCCCUUCUCUCUCUCAUUCUCUCUAAUAAAAUGUAUCAUAGACUUAGAAUAUUGCUACUGAUCCAUUCGUUUGACCCCGUAGAUUUCGUAUUUUUCUUUAUGUCUUUCCUUGCAGAUUUUGGGAGAGUAGAUCCUCUGAAGCAUCGAGUUAAUUAUGCAUGGGUCCAUUGCAUCUAAUAAAGCGACAUUUCGGCAGCGAUGGAUAUCACCAUACUAGAGUGUAGUUUACUAUCGCCUUGUUUCGGAGAAUCCGACCCUAAACAAAGUUAUUUAUCAG